Messenger RNA from Leptidea sinapis, 3263 nucleotides. Its product is annotated as 2-oxoglutarate dehydrogenase complex component E1-like. The record is from RefSeq and is a predicted model, not a curated record. The transcript is spliced from 20 exons. NCBI's taxonomy places the organism in Eukaryota, Metazoa, Arthropoda, Insecta, Lepidoptera, Pieridae. Gene Ontology annotation, biological process: tricarboxylic acid cycle. Gene Ontology annotation, cellular component: oxoglutarate dehydrogenase complex; mitochondrion. Gene Ontology annotation, molecular function: oxoglutarate dehydrogenase (succinyl-transferring) activity; thiamine pyrophosphate binding. Bases 145 to 3198 code for a protein of 1017 amino acids.
AUUUAAUUAUGUCAUCUAUACACUUUUACAUUUCUAGUUCAUUUUUUAGUUAAUCAAAAUAUUACCAAUCAAUAAUAAACAUCAUAUUGUUAGAUUUUCAAAUUGUAAAAGUUUUAUAAUAUUAAUAUUGAAAACAGAAACAGAAUGAUGUCUUUAUUACGCUCACAGAUGGUCUUAUUGACUUCUUCAAUAAGGUUCCGAGUGUCAUCCAGAGGUUGUCAGCAUCUCCCGUCCCACUCUUGGUCCUCAUAUUCUAAGGCAGAGACAUUCUUGAGUGGCACCAAUGCUAACUUCCUCGAGAAUCAGUACUUGGAUUGGGCAAAAAGUAAAGGAUCCGUCGAUUCUUCCUGGGAUUGUCUGUAUGGCAGUAUGGGUGGCCAGCAGCUGAUCGUUGAAGAUUUUGAAGACGAAUUCAGUCCUACCACGGUUUCGAUGCCUAAGAAAAAAGGUGUUUGCGAGGGAACGAAGCGAGGCGCCGCGCUCACCGAGGAGGAGUGCAGGAAGAAGAUAAAGUUACACCUCGCUGUACAGAACCUGAUCAGGAGCUAUCAGGCGCGCGGACAUUUGCUGGCCAAGACAGACCCGCUGGGGCUCACGAUGGCUGCUUACUGGGUGCUGAAGAAGCACAACAUGCCCUUCGACACGAAGGGGUUGAACUGCAAACUCGUCGCCAGAGAAAUCGGAACUACACUGGGUGAGGAGCACAUGGACAUGGAGUUCGAGCUGCCGGACAGAACCUCCAUCGGGGGAAGCGAGACCUGCCUGAGCUUGAGGGAGAUCAUCCGGCGGCUGGAGCGCGUGUACUGCGGGUCCAUCGGCGCCGAGUACAUGCAUAUGUACGACCAGGACAAGCUGCAGUUCAUGCGCCAGUGGCUGGAGGCGCCCGGCGCCCUGGACAAGAGCGUCGAAGAGAAGCGGCUCAUCAUGCGCCGCCUCACCAAAGCCGUUUUCUUAGAGAAGUAUUUUGCAACAAAAUGGCCGGCGGAGAAGCGGUUCGGCUUGGAGGGAGGCGAGAGCAUGAUUGUGAUGCUGGAAGAGAUCGUGGAUACCAGCACGAAGCUAGGCGUGGAGUCCAUCGUGAUGGCCAUGCAGCAUCGAGGCCGCCUGAACAUGUUGGUGAACGUGUGCCGGAAGCAGCUCACCGACAUCUUUGCCCAGUUCAAGCCGAUGGAACCCAAGGAGCCAGGCUCCGGAGACAUCAAGUACCACCUGGGAACUUAUAUUCAUAGAUUCAUUCGAAGAACUAAUCGCUAUAUAAAAGUAUCCAUGAGCUGCAACCCCUCGCAUCUGGAGGUCGUGUCUCCUGUCGUGGUUGGCAAGGCGCGGGCUGAGCAGCACUUCAAGGGCGACAGCAAUGGGGACAAGGUGAUGGCGAUCAUCAUGCACGGCGACGCGGCGUUCUGCGGGCAGGGCGUGGUGUACGAGACCAUGGCACUCACGGACCUGCCUGCCUUCACCACGCAUGGAGCCAUCCACAUCGUGUGCAACAACCAGAUCGGCUACACCACCGACCCGCGGUUCUCACGCAGCUCGCCCUACUGCUCGGACAUCGCCAAAUGCGUGAACGCGCCCGUGCUUCACGUGAACGGUGACGACGCGGAGGCGGUGGCGCACGUGGCUCGCGUGGCGAUCGAGUUCCGCUGCCGGUUCAAGACCGAUGUGGUGCUGGACCUGGUGUGCUACCGCCGCUUCGGCCACAGCGAGGAGGACGAGCCCAGCUUCACGCAGCCCUUCAUGUACAAGAAGAUCCGCUCUAUGACCACCGUUGACAAAAUGUACGGAGAGAAGCUGAAAGCUUCCGGGCUGGUGACCGAUGCGGACAUCAAAGGUUGGGAGAAGGAGUACAUGGACACGCUUAACCAGCACUUCGAGCUCGCCAAGAAGGUCACGAAGCUCAGCAUAAUGGACUGGAUCGAUACACCCUGGACUGGGUUCUUUGAGUCCAGAGAUUUGAAUAAGAUACAAGAGACUGGCAUCUGCGAGACUUCAAUAUCGACAAUAUCAAAACAUUUCUGCAAGCCGCCCGAAAUCUGGGCUUUUGAAGUUCACAAAGGUAUCCAUAGGAUACUGCAGAACCGGGAGAAAAUGGUCAAGGAAGGAAUAGCGGAUUGGGCAAUGGGGGAGGCACUCGCGUAUGGCUCACUAUUAAGAGACAAAAUUCACAUCAGAUUUACUGGAGAGGAUGUCGAACGCGGAACGAUGGCCCACAGGCAUCACGUAUACCACCACCAAAGCGUGGACGGCGCCACCCACCGCGUGUUGGACACCCUCUACCCUGACCAAGAGGUGUACGAUCUGCAUAACAGCUCCUUGUCCGAAUUCGGAAUUCUGGGAUUCGAAGUGGGCUACUCGUAUUCGAGUCCUCGACUACUGACCAUUUGGGAAGCUCAGUACGGGGACUUCGCGGAUACGGCGCAGCCCGUGUUCGACACGUUCAUCGUGAACGGAGAGAGCAAGUGGGUGUGCCAGUCUGGUAUCGUGGUGCAGCUCCCCCACGGCAUCGACGGAGCGGGGCCAGAGCAUUCGUCGGCAAGAGUCGAAAGAUACCUGCAGAUGUCUGACGAUGAUGAGGAUCUGAUUCCAGAUCUGGAUGAUAAAAAUUUUGCAUUAAAACAGCUGAAGGCGGCGAACUGGAUCGUCGCCAACGUGACGAAUCCCGCCAACUACUUCCAUUUGAUCCGGCGACAGAUAGCGAUGCCCUUUCGCAAGCCCCUUAUUCUGAUGACGCCUAAAGUCGGACUCAAACAUCCCUUCUAUCGAUCACCGUUUAAGGACUUCCUUCCGGGAACCUGUUUCCAAAGAAUAAUCGGGGAAUCCGGCCCGGCCAGCAAGAAUCCGGAUGGUGUUGCGAAGCUCAUCUUCUGUUCCGGGAAAGUGGCAAUAACUAUCGACGAACUUCGCAAAGAAAAGAAACUCGAAGAUAAGAUCGCGAUGUGCCGUAUCGAACAGCUGUAUCCCUUCCCCUACGACCUGGUGCUUAAGGAGUUCUGCAAGUUUCAGAAGGCGAAGAUCUGCUUCUGCCAGGAGGAGCACAAGAACCAAGGCCCGUGGAACUUUGUCAAGGCGCGCCUCGAGAACUUGCUUCGGAAGAAGAUCGAGUGUAUAUCGCGGCCGUCGAGCUCCGCCUCGGCGACGGGCAUCAAGUGGAUCCACGCCAAAGAGUUGGCCGAGCUCAAGGCCAAGAUUGUGCAGCUGUAGUCAAGCGCAACAAGCUGUGCCGUCCGCGUCCGUCCGAACUCGAAAUAAACGUAUCCCUUGUUACA